Molecule: messenger RNA, 936 nt
Organism: Toxorhynchites rutilus septentrionalis
Lineage: Eukaryota; Metazoa; Arthropoda; Insecta; Diptera; Culicidae
Product: probable cyclin-dependent serine/threonine-protein kinase DDB_G0292550
Exons: 1
Coding region: 1-936 (311 amino acids)
Source: RefSeq, a predicted model, not a curated record
AUGGCUAGCAUACUCGAAAUAAUCAAGACUACAUCGUCUAUAGUUCCGCAAUUCGACGGAAACAUAGACAAACUGAAAGCCUUCGCUGACGCUUUAAACUUGGUGAAAACAUUUGAAACACCGGAAAACAAAGCAACCAUAAUUAACGUCAUACUAACCAAACUAGAGGGACGGGCGAGAAAUGCAUUCACUGAAACACCGACAUCGGUGAGCGAGAUAAGCAAAAUUUUAAAAGCUAAAAUAACGACCAGUCCACCGGAACAAGUUCUAGCUAAAAUGGCUAACUUAAAACAAAACGGUGGAAUCGAACAAUUUUGCCUGGAUUUAGAAAAAUUGGUGUUCAGUUUGGAAACAGCGUACACCGCUAAAGAAAUUCCGCCCCAAGUUGCCAAAUCUAUGGCAAACAAAGAAGGCGUCAAACAUUUAGCCGGAGGGUUAAAAAACGAAAAAACCUCGCUCAUCAUAAGAGCAGGGAAUUUCAAUUCAUACUCCGACGCGAUGACUAAAGCGUUGGAGGAAAACUUAAAUAAUGCGAGCGCAUCAGUAUUUGCAUACUCGCAAACCAACAGAAACGCCAACCGUUUCAACAACAACGUUGACACACAUUAUAAUAAUUACAGGCGCAGGCCAAACGACUUCCAUAACCGCGGUAGAAACCAAAACAAUUUCAACCGCAACAAUUUCAACCAAAAUAAUUUCCAAAACCAACCGCGUAAUAACUAUAACCGUUUUGGCCAGCAAAACCAAGUUCGAGACCAAUUCUCAAACAUAAACCCACAGCGAAAUAACAACAACAACAAUAGGCGGAAUACAAAUUUUAACCGCCCUCAGCAAUACAUCCGCCUAACGGGAAACGAGUCACAACCGACGGAUGCCCUCCAGUCCGAACCGGCAUUGACAUUGGAGGAAAACAAACAUUACGGAGACCAACAUUAA